Messenger RNA from Blepharisma stoltei, 627 nucleotides. Lineage: Eukaryota; Ciliophora; Heterotrichea; Heterotrichida; Blepharismidae. The record is from the annotation of a GenBank genome assembly.
AUGGCUCAAAUUAGAUUCCAUUAUUUCGACAGCUUUGGUAGAGGAGAAACUUCAAGAUUAAUUUUGAAGUAUCUGAAUCUCGAAUUUGAGGAUGUUAGACACACUCACGAAACUUGGGAUCAAGCUAAAACAACAGGCAUUGCAGAAUUCUCUCAAAUUCCUCUACUUCAGAUUGACGGUCAUAAUUUGGUGCAAUCCAGAGCUAUUGAAAAGUACUUACUUAGAAGAGCUGGAUUAAUUUCAAAUGAUCUUUUCGAGAACUAUCAAUCUGAAUCUCUUGUUGGAUUUGUGGAUGAUAUUUUCCAAACAGUGGUCAAAUUUAUCGUUUUUGAUAAGGAUAUGGAAGGCCUUGAGAAGUGGUAUCAUGAGCAAUUGCUUGAAAAACUUAGAAUUAUUGAAAAAAGGCUAAAUGCAAAUAGCACUCACUUAGUGGGAAAUUCAAUAAGCCAUGCAGACUUUGUCACUUUUGAGUUUCUUUAUGAUUGGCUAUUGAGACCUCAAAAAGCUGCAAAAAUGAGACCAUUUAUUGAAGCAAGUGCUCCACGGCUACUUCAGUUUGCUGAGAACUUCAAGAGCCAUCCUAAUCUGGCUGCCUAUCUUGCAACAAGAGAAGAGAGAGAAUAUUAA